AUGGGAAAUUCCCGAAGAAGCAUCAGCGUCCCCUCACAAGGCGGCUGCACCAGUUUCCUUUUCUCUUGUUCUUCUUCACCCUCGUGGCCAUUCCUUUCCUCGCCAUCACGGGAGAACCAGUCGCAGUGCGUGUCACCGAUCUACCAUUCCUCCUUCGUCACUGUGGCUCCUUCGCAGCUCUCGAAACCAGUUUCUGACGGGUCCCCAACUUGUAGAUCUGCCAGUCCAUUCGCAUUUAGAGGAUCAAAGACACGUGUCUCUUCAUUGGAGAAUAGUUUUGACGGGAUUGGUUUCCGAGGGAACUCAUUUCCGACGACAUGUUGCAGUAACCAACCUGGUUCCUCUGGUUCCUCCACAAAGGGCUGGCUGCAACAAAACCUGAGCGAUGACACGCCUGCUUCGUUGCUCGUGUGUCAAGAACGACCCCCAGCAGAAGCAGAACAUUCUCCAGCCUUUGCGGAUACUCGUCGUGGCACUUGUCGAAUCCCCCUCCAUUCAUCCAUCUCUCCUAUGUCGUCUGCAUUCCGUGAAGAGAGCUCGUCGCUCUCUGUAAAACGCAGCAGCAUCCGUCAGGGAGAAAGGAAGGCUCUUCUGUUUCCGGCUCUCCCACCGCUUGAUUUGAUCGAUCAACCACAUCCAGCUGAGACCUCAGUCAGCUGGGGGAAGAAUGGAAAAGAGAUGUGUCAUGCGAAGCCCAGAAAGAGAGCAACCUUCGACACAGAUCGAAGUGACUCCGAACCACAACUGCUGGACUCAUCCCCUGCUCGCUCCUUCUCUUCUUCCGUCGCGUUUUCCGCGCCUUCCUCGUUCUCUAGUUGUGCAAGUCCAAAUAUUUCAAGAGGAAAACAGAAAACUGUUUUUCGAUCUAUGGCUUUCACGCCUGUACCACGGGAGGAAGGAAACCCAGUUUUCGCUUCUCGCCCAUCGCUGUCUUUCGUUGGUCUUGGCGGCGUGGAGACGACCGUUGCGACGCUCGGCAGCACCGCCGACGAAAAGAGUCACGAACGCUUUGUGUGCUCUCGAGGCGUGAAGCAUUUCGAGUGGACAAUAAGGAAGACACAUGAACGCAAAUGUAAACAAACUAGACGACUGGGGGAAAAGGCGGCAACAAGAGGGGAAUCGGGUCCUCUUCUUAUAAUGUCACUGCACAGGCUGACACGCAACAUGGGAGGCGAAACAACAACAGUGGACCCUCCACGAUCUCAAGCCUUUGUCCCAGGUCCAGUGCUUCCUUCACUCUUUUAUCGUUCCUCGUCAUGCUUGUCUUCGCCGUCGUCUCAGACAUCAGAAUACAGACACCCGUGCGAAGCGUCUCCUGCUUCCUCGUCUCUCUCGUUCUCCCCUUCCUCGGCUUCACUGUCGCCUUCUUCCCCCUUUCGUUGCGACGGAUGUUGCUCGAGUGUCUCAUUUACACCGCGAGAACCAAACUCAACAGAGUCAGAGGGCAAGGACGAGAAGGAAGAAAAGGCGCGUGCACCAGGUUUCUUCCGCGAGACCCAAAGCUCGCGAACUCUAUCGGAGACACGCAGACCCAGCUCGGGAAAGGAAGCAGCUAUCGCAGAGUCUGAAACAAAGCUUUGUCUCGUUUCGCAUGCACUGGCAGCUUCAUCUUCGUGGUCGCCGUCAGCCGCUUCUGGUUCAGGUCUCGCAGAUGAAGAGAUGGAAGAGACGCUUGGGGGCCUGAAGGCCUUCAGCCGUGACGUACUUCACGUCCUGGAAGGUCAGAGAAAAAGGGAACCACAGACGGACCACGAAACGGUGGGGGAACCCAAGGAUGCACGCUCUCUCUUAGCUUCCGUUGUGUCUCCAGAGUUCCAGAAGAGUAACUUGAAGAAGGCAAAGUCUGAAGAAAGGGACGAAACGUAUAGAUAG
Toxoplasma gondii ME49 is the source of this 1872-nucleotide messenger RNA. RefSeq lists its product as hypothetical. Lineage: Eukaryota; Apicomplexa; Conoidasida; Eucoccidiorida; Sarcocystidae. The record is from RefSeq and is a predicted model, not a curated record. The coding region runs from base 1 to 1872 and encodes 623 amino acids. The transcript has a single exon.